Marmota monax (woodchuck) is the source of this 1942-nucleotide messenger RNA. It is a transcript of the gene Znf696, whose product is annotated as zinc finger protein 696. The transcript has 3 exons. The coding region runs from base 722 to 1813 and encodes 363 amino acids. NCBI's taxonomy places the organism in Eukaryota, Metazoa, Chordata, Mammalia, Rodentia, Sciuridae. Gene Ontology annotation, cellular component: nucleus. Gene Ontology annotation, biological process: central nervous system development; regulation of transcription by RNA polymerase II. The record is from RefSeq and is a predicted model, not a curated record. Gene Ontology annotation, molecular function: RNA polymerase II cis-regulatory region sequence-specific DNA binding; DNA-binding transcription factor activity, RNA polymerase II-specific.
GCCCAGCACCAGCGCGUCUCACGGGGAGAAGCCGAACGCGUGGGCCACUGCGGCCGCGCCUUGGCGCACAGCUCGCACUUCUCGGCACCUGCGCUCCCACGCCGGCGGGAAGCCCUUCGCGUGCCCGAGCGCGGCCAGGCCUUCAGCCAAGCUCCAGCACCGCAGGGUCCCACGGGCGAGCGCCCCUACGCGUGCCAGGACCGCGGCCGCGCCCUCAGCCGCGCCCCCUUCCUCGGCGAGCACCGCCGCACGCACACGGGCGAGAAGCCCCACGAGUGCGGCCAGUGCGGCCGCGCCUUCCGGGCGCUGUCCGGCUUCUUCCGGCACCAGAGGGUGCACGCGGGCGAGAGGCCGUUCCGCUGCUCCGAGUGGGCCGCGCCUUCCGCCUCAGCUCCCAUCUGAUCCAGCACCGGAGGGUGCACGGCGCGGAGUGAGCCCGGCCCGCCGCCCGCGGAGAGAACCCGAGGCUGGCCGGUGGCGCGGGGCAGCUGCGGACGGACGCUGGGUGGCAGGGGACCCGCACAGCGCCUGACACCUGCGCAGGAAUUGCCCUCCUGAGAUGGCUUUUGACAAUGCCGGAGACCAAGUCAGGAGCUGGGCCAGAGGCGACGCGGCCUGACUUUGGACCGGCCUCAGGCAAGAAUUGUUCCCUUUCCUGUUGUUGUGCCAGGUGCUGCCAAGCCUGAUCUCCAAAAGCCUGUCCAAGGACAGGGAAACCCUGAUGGAGGCCCCCACAGCUGUGAAAACUACAUUUCCAGUGUGUGCUGGGCAGGCAGUGCAGACUGUGGGGCUGACUGCACAGCUGGAGGCUUCAGGGGCAGGAGGAUGCCUUGAAGAGGCUGUGCCUGUGCUCCUGCAGGGGCCGCCCGGAGCACCCAGGUCUCAGGACCUUCGUGAACAUGUGGACGCUGCACAGAGGCCUGGAGAGGGCCCCAGGGGACUGGGGACUGGUGAGAGAACUGGAGGGCACAGCAGUGGCGAGGGUGGUGUGUCCAGAUCAGACAGCACACUUAACUCAGGCCCUGGAACAGAUCAGCGAGGCCGCUGCAGAGGGCGGCCUUAUCAGUGUGACACCUGUGACCGGAGCUUCAAAUGCCACUCAGAUGUGGUGAAGCACCAAAGCAUGCAUUCUGGGGGCAAGCCCUACGAGUGCAGCGACUGUGGGAAGGCCUUCAUCCACAGCUCGCACGUGGUGCGGCACCAGAGGACUCACCACGGGGACAAGCCCUACGUGUGCCAGGAGUGCGGGAAGGCCUUCAGCCAGAGCUUCAACCUCCUCAGACACCAGAGGGUCCACACGGGCGAGAAGCCCUACGAGUGUCCCGAGUGCGGCAAGGCCUUCAGCCAGAGGUCGGACGCCGCCAAGCACCGGAGGAUCCACACUGGAGAGAGGCUGUACGAGUGCAGCGACUGCGGCAGGACCUUCGUGCACAGCUCCAACGUGGUGCGCCACCAGCGGACUCACCACGGGGCGAGCCCGUACGAGUGCCAGGACUGCGGCCGCGCCUUCAGCCAGAGCUCCAACCUCCUCCAGCACCAGCGGGUCCACACGGGCGAGCGCCCCUACGCGUGCCCGGACUGCGGCCGCGCCUUCAGCCGCGCCUCCUUCCUCGGCGAGCACCGCCGCAUCCACACGGGCGAGAAGCCCCACGAGUGCGGCCAGUGCGGCCGCGCCUUCCGGGCGCUGUCCGGCUUCUUCCGGCACCAGAGGGUGCACACGGGCGAGAGGCCGUUCCGCUGCUCCGAGUGCGGCAGCGCCUUCCGCCUCAGCUCCCAUCUGAUCCAGCACCGGAGGGUGCACGGCGCGGAGUGAGCGCACGCGGGGGGCGCGGAGUGAGCGCACGCGGGGUGCGCAGGGGCAGCACCUCUGGGGCCUCCCACACCGCAGGCCUGUUCUCACUCUGUGCAGCCAGGGAAACAAUAAAGGUUUCUGCCUCUGAAA